UGCGUUGCUGAUACGAAUGCCUCGUAUCAUACCAUCGCUUCUAAUCUGCAACGCGAUACCUAUUAAAGUAUUAAAAUCACUUUAUCUACUGAUAACGCGUCGUGAUGUUCAGACACUCGAGCCUGUUUAGUUAGUGUGCCGUAAUUGUGGAAUAAUUUCUGUGCGCAAAUAGGCCGAGCUCCGCGAAAAAAAAUGUUUAAAAAGAAUCGCCCGAAAAGCAGUGCCCCUGCGCCCCAGAACGGCGAGCCCCAUUACGAGAACAAUAAUGUGUCCAGCAAGCCCCCAUUGAGCCCCGUGUCGCCAGUGUCGAAAAAUUCGCUACAGUUCUACUGCCAACUUGCCCAUGGCAGCCCCACGGCCUUUGUGUCGGGAUUCUCCAACGUCAGGGAGCUGUACCAGAAGAUCGGGGAGUGUUUUGAUAUUCCAUGUUCAGAGAUAUUAUUUUGCACACUCAACACAUACAAAAUUGAUAUGAAAAAACUAUUAGGCGGACAAAUAGGAUUAGAAGAUUUUAUAUUUGCACAUAGGAGAGGUAGACCAAAGGAAGUAGAAUUAGUAAAAACAGAGGACGCAUUAGGCCUAACGAUAACAGACAAUGGCGCUGGCUACGCUUUUAUAAAACGCAUCAAAGAAGGCUCAGUUAUACAUAAUAUACCACAUAUACAGGUCGGGGACCACAUAGAAAAAUUGAACGGUGAAGAUAUGGUAGGCAAAAGGCACUUCGAAGUUGCCAAACUGCUGAAAGAUAUCCCUAAAGGUUCCACAUUUACUAUUAGGUUGAUAGAACCGAUCAAGAGCGGGUUCACGAGCAUAGCGCCUAAAACGGGGAAGACUGGCAAAAAAGCACCAUCGUACGGCACUGGAAAAGAAACCUUAAGGUUUAAGGCGGGAGGGCAGGCAGAAAUCGGCCAGCAGGAUGACGCACUCGACGCCGGAAUCGAGAAAAUAAACAACAUCCUGGAGUCCUUCAUGGGCAUCAAUGAUUCCGAACUGGCGACGCAAAUUUGGGAGAUGUCCGAUGGCAAGCAGAACUCGAUGGAUUUUGCUGAGGCGGUGGACGAUUCCGACCUCCAAGCGUUCCAAUUCACAGACGAACUGAUCAUCGAGCUCUGGGGCGCCAUUACCGACGCGAGGGAUGGGAGAAUAAAAUAGGAGACGUGCCAGAAUUUACCAGUCCUUUUUUUCCGCUGCAAUAUAUUUUCUUUCUGUAUUAGUAUUAUUCAAACAUUUUAUUUUUAAUUUUGCGUUUUAAGUGCCUUACACUCGCUGGAGUGUUGUUUUAUUCCUUCAUGUGUUUGUCUAUUUAUCCUAGAUAAGUAACUUGAAAUAUUUAUAAUUAUUUUUUAGAAUAAAGACAUUCCAUAGCUCUAUAUUAUUUAAA
Molecule: messenger RNA, 1381 nt
Organism: Anoplophora glabripennis (Asian longhorned beetle)
Lineage: Eukaryota; Metazoa; Arthropoda; Insecta; Coleoptera; Cerambycidae
Gene: kermit
Product: PDZ domain-containing protein GIPC3
Exons: 5
Coding region: 193-1152 (319 amino acids)
Molecular function (GO): protein binding
Source: RefSeq, a predicted model, not a curated record